CGUCGCUCGCUCGAGUGGGAGUCGAAUCUUCUGCGGAAUCGUUUGCUUUUAUUUCUGCACGAGCCUUCGCGUGCCGUUUCUUCCGCUUCAAACCAAAACAAACGUCGCUCGGUUCAUUUCCCGCAUCUCUGAGGGAUUAUUCGGUGUUUUCUGAGGAAAGGCGGCGAAAAAGGUCAAGGAAAAUAUGAGUGUUGAGGCGUAUGGGCCGAGCUCACAGACGCUCACCUUCCUGGACACGGAGGAAACGGAGCUGCUCGGGGCCGACACGCAGGGCUCGGAGUUCGAGUUCACCGACUUCACGCUUCCCAGUCAAACCCAGACGCAGGGCCAGACUCAAAGCCAGCUGGACAAUCAGGUGAACGGGCCUGAUGGAGUUCUGCCAAACGGAGAGGAUGCAGUGGUGAAGACCAGUCAACUUCUGGCCGAGCUGAACUUUGAAGAAGAUGAGGAAGAUACUUACUACACUAAAGACCUGCCAGUGCACGCCUGCAGCUAUUGUGGCAUUCAUGACCCAGCGUGUGUGGUCUAUUGCAACACCAGCAAGAAAUGGUUCUGCAACGGCCGUGGAAACACCUCUGGCAGUCAUAUUGUGAACCACUUGGUGAGGGCCAAAUGUAAGGAGGUGACCCUGCAUAAAGACGGCCCACUGGGCGAGACCGUUCUGGAGUGCUAUAACUGCGGAUGCCGCAACGUCUUCCUGCUUGGCUUCAUCCCGGCUAAAGCCGAUUCUGUAGUUGUGCUUCUGUGCAGGCAGCCAUGUGCGAGUCAGAGCAGUCUGAAGGACAUUAAUUGGGACAGCUCUCAGUGGCAGCCCCUGAUUCAGGACCGCUGUUUCCUGUCCUGGCUGGUAAAGAUCCCGUCUGAGCAGGAGCAGCUGAGAGCCCGUCAGAUCACCGCUCAGCAGAUCAACAAACUUGAGGAGCUCUGGAAGGAAAACCCGACAGCAACCCUGGAGGAUUUGGAGAAACCUGGAGUGGAUGAGGAACCUCAGCAUGUUCUACUUCGCUAUGAAGAUGCAUACCAGUACCAGAACAUUUUUGGCCCACUCGUGAAACUAGAGGCUGACUACGACAAGAAACUCAAAGAGUCCCAAACUCAAGACAAUAUAACAGUAAGGUGGGACUUGGGACUGAAUAAAAAGCGGAUAGCUUAUUUCACUCUGCCCAAGACGGAUUCAGGUGACAUGCGACUGAUGCAGGGAGAUGAGAUCUGUUUGCGCUAUAAAGGAGACUUGGCUCCACUCUGGAAAGGCAUUGGACACGUCAUCAAAGUUCCAGACAAUUAUGGAGAUGAGAUUGCUAUUGAGCUGCGCAGCAGUGCAGGCGCACCUGUGGAGGUGCCACAUAACUUCCAGGUGGAUUUUGUCUGGAAAUCCACAUCUUUUGACCGAAUGCAGAGUGCCCUGAAGACGUUUGCUGUUGACGAGACCUCCGUAUCUGGUUACAUCUAUCAUAAGUUGUUGGGUCACGAAGUGGAGGAUGUUAUCAUUAAAUGCCAGCUGCCCAAACGCUUCACUGCACAGGGUCUGCCAGAUCUCAACCACUCACAGGUCUAUGCUGUGAAGACGGUACUCCAGAGACCUCUUAGUCUAAUCCAAGGACCUCCAGGAACUGGCAAGACUGUCACCUCUGCCACCAUUGUCUACCAUCUGGCCAGACAGGGCAAUGGUCCAGUGCUGGUUUGUGCUCCGAGUAACAUCGCUGUGGACCAGCUGACGGAGAAGAUCCAUCAGACGGGACUGAAGGUGGUUCGUCUGUGCGCUAAGAGUCGUGAGGCCAUCGACUCACCUGUGUCGUUCUUGGCUCUGCACAAUCAGAUCCGCAACAUGGACAGCAUGCCAGAGUUGCAGAAACUGCAGCAGCUGAAGGACGAGACCGGCGAGCUGUCGUCCUCUGAUGAGAAACGCUACCGAGCUCUGAAACGAACGGCUGAGAGAGAGCUGCUCAUGAAUGCGGACGUGAUCUGCUGCACGUGUGUGGGUGCAGGCGACCCCCGACUUGCUAAAAUGCAGUUCCGAUCCAUUCUCAUCGAUGAGAGCACGCAGGCCACGGAGCCCGAGUGCAUGGUGCCAGUGGUGCUUGGGGCCAAACAGCUGAUUUUGGUUGGUGAUCACUGUCAGCUGGGUCCAGUGGUGAUGUGUAAGAAAGCAGCUAAAGCGGGUCUGUCUCAGUCUCUGUUUGAGCGUCUGGUGGUUCUGGGCAUCAGACCAAUCCGUCUGCAGGUGCAGUACCGCAUGCACCCCGCGCUCAGCGCUUUCCCUUCCAACAUCUUCUACGAAGGAUCUCUGCAGAACGGAGUCACAGCCACUGAUCGCAUCAAGAAAGGUUUUGACUUCCAGUGGCCUCAGCCAGAUAAGCCCAUGUUCUUCUACGUGACUCAAGGCCAGGAGGAGAUCGCAAGCUCUGGCACCUCCUAUCUCAACAGGACUGAAGCUUCUAACGUGGAGAAGAUCACCACACGACUGCUGAAGGCCGGAGCCAAACCCGAUCAGAUUGGCAUCAUCACACCGUACGAGGGCCAGCGCUCUUACCUGGUGCAGUACAUGCAGUUCAGCGGCUCCCUACACACCAAACUCUACCAGGAAGUGGAGAUUGCCAGCGUGGACGCCUUCCAGGGCAGAGAGAAAGACUUCAUCAUUCUGUCUUGCGUCAGAGCUAAUGAACACCAGGGAAUCGGCUUCCUCAAUGACCCACGCCGUCUCAACGUGGCCCUUACCAGAGCCAGGUAUGGUGUGAUCAUUGUGGGCAAUCCUAAAGCUCUGUCUAAACAACCUCUGUGGAACCACCUGCUCAACUACUAUAAAGAGCAGAAAGUUCUGGUGGAGGGGCCUCUGAAUAACCUGAGAGAGAGUCUCAUGCAGUUCAGCAAACCACGCAAGCUCGUCAAUACCAUCAACCCUGGAGCUCGUUUCAUGAGUACCGCCAUGUAUGACGCAAGAGAGGCCAUGAUUCCUGGAUCUGUGUAUGAUCGCAGCAGCACUGGACGUCCAUCUAAUAUGUACUUCCAGACCCAUGAUCAGGUUGGAAUGAUCGGGACCGGGCCAAACCCAAUGGGCUCCAUGAACAUACCGAUCCCAUUCAACCUGGUCAUGCCGCCCAUGCCUCCGCCCAGUUACUUGGGUCAGGUGAAUGGACCGGCUACUGGUCGUGGUGCUCCUAAAGGCAAGACUGGGGGUCGUGGAGGUCGUCAGAGGAACCGUGGCCCAGGUAACCAUGGCAGUGGGCAGGCCAACAUGCCGAACAGUCAGGCCAGUCAGGAUCUGGUGUCUCAGCCCUUCUCUCAGGGUCCUCUGACCCAAGGCUACAUCACCAUGAGCCAACCGUCACAGAUGAGCCAGCCUGGACUAUCUCAACCUGAACUUUCACAGGACAGUUAUCUGGGUGAUGAGUUCAAAUCGCAGAUGGAUGUGGCGCUCUCUCAGGAUUCCACCUACCAGGGUGAACGGGCAUACCAACAUGGAGGAGUGACUGGACUCUCACAGUACUAGAGUGUUGUUGGAACGGGAGCUAGGCCUGUGCUGAGCUUAGUUCAUCAGCAUUUUAAAUAUGGGUAAAUAUAAAAAAAAGAACAAACAUGGAUGCCCGUUUACCACUGUUACAACUGAAGCACCAUGGUGUGAGAGCAACAGGAGAGAAUCAAACCAAUCACAAGAGGGAGUGAAGCUGGACAGGACGAAAGAGAACGUGUGAGAAUGGAGGGACAAUCCACCAUUCGUUGACGACGGGGAGGAGAGGAGAGACGCAGUGUUCAGGAGGAGACCAAACUCGAGAUCUUCCAUCUGCAACUCCGCAACGUGGAGGGUGGCGGCUCCUGGAGUGCAGGGGGGCCCUUCCCAGCGUCCUCUCUCUCGCCUGGCUGCAGACGCCAGCCUCGGGCCUUGCCCUGCCAACCAGAGACGGAGCGAAUAGAUGAAGUUCUCUUAAAACUACCUGCAAAAACCAUGCUUGCUCUGUCGUCUCCACGAGCUGAGAGAGGGGGUGAUGUAUUUACAGUAAUUAUAAACGCUUUUCAAGCAACUGUUUUUUUGGGAAAAGAAAAAUGUCCCCUCAAAGUUGACAUCUAACAUUCAGGUUCUGUCACUGAACAUGUUUGAGAGAACGGAUCCGUGCGGUUUUGCGUUUAGUUUUCAAGCCGGGGUGCUAGGACGCUCUGAAGACGGAUUCAACUUUGAGGAAAGUUUUUUGCCAUGAAGUCCGGGAGGGUAGAGAUUCCCAAACGGAGAGACUGUCACAUCCAAGUUGCUCUUUGCGAAGAGGCUCUCCUCUAGAUGAUUUAAAAAGGAUAAAGGGGUAGUUUAAACAAAUGGCUUUGGGAUUUUGUUCUUUUAAAUGUUUGUCUCUGGACAGCUGACAUGGAAGGGGCCGCGAGAUCUGUCCUUUCUUAAUUUUCCUCUUUGUUUUUUUCUUCAAGUAGAAUAAAAGCAGUGAUGUAGAACUGCUCCAUUAGAUUUGGCUUCUUAAUAAAAACAAAUCCCAAUAAAAAUCUCCCUAAUUGACUCGCCAACUCGCACAGAUCGUGCAUUGGCUAGUCUAAAAGAGCCAAAUGCAGGUUUUAAAAGUGACACUUCGGUUUAAAAGAUCGACUAAACCCGUAGUGAAAUCCGUUUGUGUCAUCUUGCCAAAUUAUUAUUAGUUAAACAAUUGUCUUCAUUCAAAAUCAGAAUGACCGACUGCAUCAUAUUAUUGUUAUACACAUACAAAUGCCUGAAUCGCGUGAUGAAUUGUGCCUCGCGGAAAGCGAUUGCAGCGCCUAAAUGUAGGACCGCCAGGUGAGAUUCUCACUGUUUUUGCGUCUGACUGUAGGAGGCGCUGUUGUGCGCUCUUGCAUUAUGAUGAUGUCAAUGAAAUUGGGCGGUAACACUCCGCCCCAAAAGAGAGUAUUUGUGUUUGUGUGUGUUUCCAAAAAGCCCUCCCUCAUUAUCAUUUGUGUUCGAUAAUAGUUUUUCUUUGUUUUCCCCCUCACCUUCUUAGUAACUCAUAUUUUAGACGUUCAUGUAACCUCUCUCUCGGUGUGGAAAUUGCUCCUAAUUUCAAAUUUUUUGGUUUCGAAGGACCCACUAAGAGUUUUAUGGCAGCUUUUAACAUCUAUUUCCACCUAUGCCAGUCGCCUCAACUUUAUACUUUUACUUUGGAGUGUUUAUAAUUGCUGUUACUCCAUAUUUACCGACUUUUUGAUAUGUACUGAAGUACCACCACUCUCGUUUUAUAGCACUAAGCAAAGAUUCGUUUUUAUUCACACAAUUAUUUGCUUUCUCCUUUUCUUUGCCCACAAGACAAUCAUGAUCUGUUCAUGACGGUUGUGAAGGUCGAAUAAAACAAAAAGUAGCUGUUUAGACAUUCUGAGCAUGUACGCGUUCUUUUUGGUGAUAGGUGUUCCCGAUUUUUUUCAUUUAUAUCAUUUAUAAUUAACUCUUAGUGAACUCAGUCUAAAAUUGCUUUAUUGAGCAUUCUUAGUUCUUAAUAAAAAUCUGAGUUUAGUUCACUUUACACACGUCAAUUGUAAAUAUCUGUUAAUAUCGUAACACCAGCCAAAUUGUUGCCCAUUAUAAUGACAAUAAAAUUAUGUAAUUCUAACAUUCAAAACAUUGGUCAAGGUGAUCUGUAGUGAUGUAUUCUGGUUAUCAAGACUAUGAUAUGUGUGCCUGAGUUCACAUUUCAUUGUGAGAUUCUGCAGGCUAAAGUUGCAUUUGAAUAACAAACUUGACUUUGUACAAUAAAUUAAUAAAACUUGCAAUGAAGAGGAACACUGGAAAAAUAAAACCUGUUAAGGCGUCAGGAUAUGAAGUAUGAUCCAGGAUUGUUUUGUUUUGUGGAAAGAAUGAUCACCCCCACAGUAUGUGCUUCUUGUAAUGUUACAAAUAAAUGUUGCUUUCUUUCAUCCAAAA
Messenger RNA from Myxocyprinus asiaticus (Chinese sucker), 5884 nucleotides. Its product is annotated as regulator of nonsense transcripts 1-like. Lineage: Eukaryota; Metazoa; Chordata; Actinopteri; Cypriniformes; Catostomidae. The transcript is spliced from 24 exons. Bases 185 to 3487 code for a protein of 1100 amino acids. The record is from RefSeq and is a predicted model, not a curated record. Gene Ontology annotation, molecular function: RNA binding; hydrolase activity; RNA helicase activity. Gene Ontology annotation, cellular component: cytoplasm. Gene Ontology annotation, biological process: nuclear-transcribed mRNA catabolic process, nonsense-mediated decay.